Solanum pennellii is the source of this 1350-nucleotide messenger RNA. Its product is annotated as cleavage stimulating factor 64-like. The record is from RefSeq and is a predicted model, not a curated record. Gene Ontology annotation, cellular component: mRNA cleavage and polyadenylation specificity factor complex. The coding region runs from base 22 to 1326 and encodes 434 amino acids. The transcript has 10 exons. Gene Ontology annotation, biological process: mRNA 3'-end processing. Gene Ontology annotation, molecular function: mRNA binding. Lineage: Eukaryota; Viridiplantae; Streptophyta; Magnoliopsida; Solanales; Solanaceae.
CUUCUUCAACUUUUAACAAUUAUGGCCACUUCUGAUUCUCAGCGUCGUUCUGUCUUUGUUGGGAAUAUACCUUAUGAUGCUACUGAAGAGCAACUAAUUCAAAUCUGUGAGGAAGUUGGACCAGUUGUUUCCUUCAGAUUGGUUGUUGAUAGAGAAACUGGGAAACCAAAAGGUUAUGGAUUCUGCGAAUACAGAGAUGAAGAGACUUCCUUGAGUGCUCGUCGCAACCUUCAGGGUUACAAGAUAAAUGGACGGAAGCUAAGAGUUGAUUUUGCUGGAAAUGACAAAAAUUCUGACAGAAAUCGUGAACAGGAGCGCGGUGGACCUGGCAUGGUCGCGAAUGCUGAUCCCAAAAUGCACAUUGGGGGACCAGCUGUCCCUGUGGAUUCUGCACUUCAGCAGCCAUUAGGCAUGCAAGUAGCUAUGACUGCUGCAGCCGUUAUGGCAGGAGCUCUUGGAGCUUCUCAGAGUGGAAACUCAUUCAAUACAUCUGGAGUAGAUCCUUUAACAUUACAUAUGUCCAAAUUGUCUAGGAGUCACCUGAAUGAUGUUAUGUCUGAGUUUAAGGCAAUGUGUACACAAAACAAGGAACAGACACGCCAACUGCUGCUAGCAAUUCCAAAUUUGACAAAAGCUCUUUUUCAGGCACAACUAAUACAGGGAAUGGUAACCCAAUCAAUGUUGCAGACACCAAAUAUUCAACAAGCUCAACUGCAGUCAUUGUUGCUAGAUAGUCAACAGCUACCAACUCGGCCUCUUCCUGGGUUACCCCCACUUCCCCCUAGAUUUCUCCCCAAGGCACGGCCUCAGAUUCAAUCGGUGCAACCAGGGCAGAAUCAAGUUUUGCAGAGUCUGUUAACGACACCUUCUGGAAUCCUUCCAGCAAUACAACCCCAGGUACUGGUGUCAAUGAACCCACCAGUUCAGGGAAACCCUUCAGCAGCUUUUGGGAUCUUGGAUAAUACAAAUAAUUCAUCUUUGAUUACCAGACCAGCUUACCCUUCAGGUUUGCCUGAGAAGAAGAGACCGGCGGCUAACAAUCUACAUCUUCCGAGUCCGCUAUCGAAAAUGACAAGGAUUAAUGAUGGAAUAAGUUAUGCCAUGCUUGAUGCACCUCUACCUACGCCCCAGUUAGGACCCUCAAAUCAAGUUUCAGCUCCACUACAAACGUCAAACCCUGAUAACCAAGCUAGUCAGGUGCAGCUUCCCUCAAACGUUGAGUCUGCCUUGCUACAACAAGUACUGAGUCUCACUCCUGAACAGUUAACUUCACUUCCACCAGAUCAGCAGCAGCAGGUCAUUCAGCUCCAACAGAGGCUUCGCUAGCCAAAAUUUAAUACGCAAAGAGGA